Molecule: messenger RNA, 3628 nt
Organism: Solea senegalensis (Senegalese sole)
Lineage: Eukaryota; Metazoa; Chordata; Actinopteri; Pleuronectiformes; Soleidae
Gene: slc26a5
Product: solute carrier family 26 member 5
Exons: 18
Coding region: 321-2483 (720 amino acids)
Biological process (GO): transmembrane transport
Cellular component (GO): membrane
Molecular function (GO): bicarbonate transmembrane transporter activity; secondary active sulfate transmembrane transporter activity; oxalate transmembrane transporter activity
Source: RefSeq, a predicted model, not a curated record
AGUGGCUAGUGGGAAGAGAUCCACUCCAGAGUAACUCAUCCUGUCGUUAUAGUCAAUCUUUGGUCUGCCAUAAAUUGUCGCUCCUGUGUGUUUGCAGUCAGAACGAAAGGUCGUUGCCACGGUUAAUGUUCAACACGAAGAAGUUGCCGCUAUAAAUUGGUGUUCUUCUGCCGGCGGCGGUAUCCUCACAGGAGCUGGAGGAGGAUGUUGACAGAUUAAAGUUGGAGCUGUAGAAGAAAUUGAACAUAUACUCUUUGGGACGAUGAUGGAGAGUCGGGGAGACAAUUAACUCUGCAGAGACAUACUGUCCCGUCUCUGGUAUGGAGCAAGACGAUGUGGCUGCCAGGGUGGAUGCAGUCUCACAGCUGAUGUACAGGAUAGAGCGUCCUGUCUACAAUGAAGCCGCACUGCAGUCGAAGCUUCUCAAACCCAAAGAAAACUCUGUCACCCUCAAAAAGAGGCUGGCACAUCACCUCCGGUGUUCAUCAGCGAGGGCCAAAGCAGCAGCUCUGAGCUUCCUACCUAUUCUGACAUGGCUGCCAUCUUAUCCAGUCAAGAAGUACUUGUUCUCAGAUGUGGUUUCCGGUCUCAGCACGGGAGUGGUGCAGCUCCCUCAAGGUCUAGCCUACGCUAUGUUGGCUGCUGUGCCUCCAGUUUAUGGUCUGUACUCUUCAUUCUACCCCGUCCUGCUCUACACCUUCUUUGGCACGUCCAGACACGUAUCAGUAGGAACAUUUGCAGUUAUAAGUCUGAUGAUCGGGGGCGUUGCGGUGAGGGAAGCACCGGACUCUAUGUUUCUUGUCCUGCCUGCAAAUGGAUCCAAUGCUUCUGCAGUCUUGGACAUAGAGGCCCGUGACGCCAGGAGGGUUCAGGUGGCCGUGGCUCUCUCAACCCUGGUGGGAAUCAUCCAGAUCAUCUUCGGUCUUCUCAGGUUUGGCUUUGUAGCGAUCUACCUCACUGAGCCCCUGGUACGAGGCUUCACUACAGCAGCAUCUCUGCAUGUGUGCAUCUCCCAGCUAAAGUACCUGCUGGGGGUGAAGACGCGUCGUUUUAGUGGGCCCCUCUCUGCUGUUUAUAUGGUCACAGCUGUUUUCAGUGACAUCACCAGCACCAACGUCUCCACUCUCAUCCUGGGCCUUGCGUGUAUUGUCUUACUGUAUGCAAUCAAAGUCAUCAAUGAACGUUUCAAGAAAAAACUACCCAUCCCAAUUCCAGGAGAGAUCAUUGUCGUGAUGGUGUCCACUGGUGUCUCGUAUGGCAUGUCUCUGUCAGAAGAGUACAAGGUGGAUGUGGUUGGGAAGAUACCAACAGGGCUUCUUCCCCCUGCUGUCCCAGAGUUCUCUCUGUUACCUAACCUGAUCACAGAUGCCUUCGCUGUAGCAAUCGUAGGAUUCUCAAUGGGCAUCUCACUUGCAAAGAUGUUUGCCCUUAAGCAUGGCUACAGUGUGGACGGCAACCAGGAACUGAUUGCGUAUGGUCUGUGCAACUUCAUCAGCUCUUUCUUCCAAACCUUUGCCAUCACGUGCUCCAUGUCGAGAAGCCUGGUGCAGGAGAGCACAGGAGGAAAAACCCAGAUUGCGGGGCUGCUGGCGUCUUUCAUCGUGCUGCUGGUUGUGGUGGCCAUUGGAUUUGUUUUCCAGCCACUGCCUCAGUCUGCACUGGCGUCCAUCAUCAUGGUCAACUUGUUGGGGAUGUUCAAACAGGUCCGGGACAUUCCUCAUCUGUGGAGGACCAGCAAGAUCGAAAUGACCAUCUGGAUCGUAGCCUUUGUAGCAUCUAUGCUGUUGGGCCUGGAUUAUGGCCUCUUAGUGUCCCUCAUGUUUGCCAUCCUGACAGUCAUCUACAGAACUCAGAGCCCUAAAAGUGGCAUUUUAGGCCAAGUUCCUGGUACGGAGCUAUACUGUGAUGUAGAUGAGUAUGAGGAGGCAGCUGAAUAUGACGGGAUUAAGAUUUUCCACUCCAACUCUUCAAUUUACUUUGCCAACUCUGACCUUUACGUGAAUUCUCUCAAGAAGAAGACAGGAGUAAACCCUGAACUCUUACAGGCUGCUCAAAAAGCCAGAAAAAAGCAGGAGGAGGGGAAGAAAAAUGGCAAGAACAACUCACCACGAAUGAUUUGUGUCAAGUUGGGGAAGCAGGGGACGACUCAGGAGGUCAUGUCCUCUAAUCACGAGGUGAAGGAGUGUACAGAUGAACACAACCAAUCAGAAUCGGAGGACGUGGUCUUCCUGAAAUCUCCUGCCACUGUCCACUCCAUCAUCCUGGACUGGACGCAUGUCAACUUCAUCGACUCUGUGGGCGCCAAAGCCAUCAAACAGGUCAUUAAGGAAUACUCCGCUGUGAACGUGCAGGUGGUGAUCGCCGCCUGCAGCAGAAGCCUAUUGGCUGAGCUGGAGAAGUUAGAGUUCUUCACCGGAGUCAUGAGCACAUGCAUGGUGUUCCCCACAGUCCAUGACGCCGCGCUGCACUGUUCUACCAGCUGAUGACCAGCAUGAGAGCAGAGCGACUCUGACACAGCCUGACUGCCGAGAGAGAGAGACAAAGCCGUUUUCCAUGGUGCUUUAUGGUAAAAAAAAAAUACAUAAAAUAAAUAAAAAAUAGGGAUAGCACAAUAUCACUUUUUCAUGUCCUGUCCAAUACUGAUAUCACAAACUGGAGAAACUAAUGAUACCGAUAUGAGUCGGAAUAGCUGUGUUAACGGCACAGCUAUUCCAAAGACAUAAUUCUCCAACAGUGUAACUUGAUAUUCUUCUCCCAUAAAGAAGAAAUAAACAGUCCACAACAGGAAUCAGCUGAAAUGCUAUUGCUGAUAUUUAUUUAAAUUUUUCUAGUCUGUGCAAAGUAUAUUGGAUUUUUGGAUUAUGUUGUUUUUUUUUUACAUUUUCCGAUAUCCAGUUCAGUGACUUGACGAGCAUCGAUACCGUUUCAUCUCAUCUCAUGUGAAAUAGAUAGAGGGCCAAUCAGGAGUGUAGGAUUAAGCCUUUCUUUUCUGUCCAUCUACGCUUGUGAGUUAUCAUUUAAGCUGUUAUAACAGUAUUUUGUAGUCGUGUGUAAGUUCACUCCUCUGCUGGAAGAACUAUGAUUUAAAGUGAGCUGCUGCUGUUGACGUUCAAGUGACGGUGAAAGAUUUGUGUUACAUGUGAUUUAAUAGUGUCCUGAUGUUGGAUGAGUGAGUAUGAGUUGGCAGUUUGUGCGCCGCAGCCAUUCAGGACUUUCAGGAACAUCACAGGUGAUACCGAUCACAUUAUAGAUGGCUUUGUUCAGAUCAAGUCAGUCAGAACAGCGUGACAGUAGGUCUGCAAUGCACUCUCGAGCUAAAUAGAACUCCUUCAUUUUAAGACGUACCUGCCUGUGAUUUUCCUACUUUGACCUUAAAUGGCUUCCGCACAAAGAGCACUUUGUAUUUAAACUAGUGAUAAUGACCAACGCUAUCAAGUUUGUUACGGUACAAUUGCACUUGUGUUCUGAGUCUAAUGUUACAGAAGUUACCAUGUUUUUGACAAAGCCUCAGUCUUGCUUUUACAGUAGAAACACAGGAUGCCUUCAAAGUUACCACAUGACUGUUUGACAUUGAACAAAGCACUGAGAGUUUACAUGUGAAAUAAACUUUAAUUGUAAGAGAACAAAA